UGUGCACGGGGAGGGUGUAAAAUAGGGGAGGACUGGUUGCAUUUUGAGUGAUGUUCUCUCAGACAGCACAGCAAACGGCUGAUAAAAAUGCUUCAAGAGUUUUUGUUUAGUUUGUGCUUCUGGCGUCUCGUUGGUGUGUUUGGGGUUGAGGCAGAUGAAAUCAAGUCGUUGUCGGUGAUGGAGGGCGAUUCUGUCACCCUACCGACUGGUGUGACUAAAAUACAAGAGGACGAUCUGAUCAUGUGGAUGUGCGGAGACUACUGUAUCGCUAAACUCAACGUAUCAUCCCAAGUCAUCUCUGAAACUCAUGACAGAUUCAGAGACAGACUGAAGCUGGAUCAUCAGACUGGAUCUCUGAUCAUCACAGACAUCACAACCACAGACUCUGGACUCUAUAAAGCACAGAUGAUUGGACAACAAGUGUCAAGGAAAACUUUCAAUGUUACUGUCAUUGCUCGUCUUCCCGUUCCUGUCAUCACCAGUUACUGUCCUCAAAAUCCUCCAUCAGGAUCAUCAGCGUCCAGAUGUGUGCUGCUGUGUUCAGUGGCGAAUGUGGGUCAUGUGACUCUCUCCUGGUACAAAGGGAACAGUUUAUUGUCCAGCAUCAGUGUGUCUGAUCUCAGCAUCAGUCUCUCUCUACCUCUGGAGGUGGAACAUCAGGAUAAAAACACCUACAGCUGUGUGCUCAACAAUCCCAUCAGCAACCAGACUCAACAUCUGGACAUCACUCAACUCUGUCACACAUGUGCAGAAUGUGUCUGCUGUUGUAAUUCAGCCGAAGCUGUGAUCCAAUUGGUCGUCUCUGCUCUGGUGGGCGUGGCUAUUGUCGUCGUUCUGGUUUAUGACAUCAGAUCCAGUAGAGCUGAACAGAAAAAAAGAGCUCCGAAAUCAUUAUCAGACCAUAACUGACUUACUAUAACAAGAAUAAAAACUAUUAAAAAUUGGAGUGAAGUACUAAAUGUUUAAGUGCGCAGUAACUGAUUACAUCUAAUCUGGAUUACAUAAUCAAAUUCCAAAAAUUAAGUACUUUAAAGUACUCGGAAUCAGAUUACAGUUACUUAUUUAUUGAGUACAUGAUAUUAACACAACAGCAAUACAUUUUUCAUAAUUUAUUAUUCCUUUUUAAAAAAGCCUACUGCUAAUAUACAUUCAGAAUAUAUAUUCACAAAAACACUCACACAAAGACCAGUCACUAGUCAAGUGGCUAUAAUUAAACCGAAAUUCAAGAGGGCAUACAGCAUUCGACCACUGGAUUUACAGAAAUCAUUUCAAUUUUAAGAAGCAUUUUCUUAAGAUUUCAACAUUGCAUCAACUACUGAUAAACUGAUAAACACAUUAACUAUCACUCAGUUAGUUAUGUAACCAUGUAUUACUAUGUCUUUGGAAGUCUUCUGUCUUUCAAACACAUUAAAAUCCACAAA
Cyprinus carpio (common carp) is the source of this 1421-nucleotide messenger RNA. Its product is annotated as SLAM family member 5-like. The record is from RefSeq and is a predicted model, not a curated record. Lineage: Eukaryota; Metazoa; Chordata; Actinopteri; Cypriniformes; Cyprinidae.